UCAGAGAGGUGGAAGACCAUGUCUGGUAAAGAGAAAGGAAAAUUUGAAGACAUGGCAAAGGCAGACAAGACUCAUUAUGAAAGAGAAGUGGAAACUUACAUUCCUCCUAAAGGAGAAACAAAAAAGAAGUUCAAGGAUCUCAAUGCGCCCAAGAGGCCUGCUUUGGCCUUCUUCUUGUGCUGUUCCGAGUAUCGCCCAAAAAUCAAAGGAGAACGUUUUGGCCUCUCCAUUGGUGAUGUUGCAAAGAAACUGGGAGAAAUGUGGAAUAAUACUGUGGCAGAUGAGAAGCAGCUGUACAAGAAGAAGGCUGCUAAGCUGAAGGAAAAGUACGUCGCUGCCUACCAAGCUAAAGGAAAUUCUGAUGCAGUGAAAAAGGGAGUUGUCAAGGCUGACAAAAGCAAGAAAAAGAAGGCAGAGAGGGAAGAUGAAGAAGAAGAAGAGGGUGAAGAUGAAGAAGAAGAUGAUGAAUAAGUUGGUUCUAGCGCAGGUUUUUUUCUUGUCUAUAAAGCAUUUAACUCCCCUGUACACAACUCACUCUUUUUGAA
Messenger RNA from Chinchilla lanigera (long-tailed chinchilla), 545 nucleotides. RefSeq names its product high mobility group protein B1-like. The transcript has a single exon. Gene Ontology annotation, molecular function: DNA binding, bending. The record is from RefSeq and is a predicted model, not a curated record. The annotation marks the transcript as partial. Lineage: Eukaryota; Metazoa; Chordata; Mammalia; Rodentia; Chinchillidae. Gene Ontology annotation, biological process: regulation of transcription by RNA polymerase II.